Molecule: messenger RNA, 1642 nt
Organism: Aplysia californica (California sea hare)
Lineage: Eukaryota; Metazoa; Mollusca; Gastropoda; Aplysiida; Aplysiidae
Product: 5-hydroxytryptamine receptor 1D
Biological process (GO): adenylate cyclase-activating adrenergic receptor signaling pathway
Cellular component (GO): membrane
Molecular function (GO): G protein-coupled receptor activity; dopamine neurotransmitter receptor activity, coupled via Gi/Go
Source: RefSeq, a predicted model, not a curated record
GUGAUGUCCCAACGUUGGCUGCUCAGUGCCCCAUUGUGUGACGCCUGGGUGGCGUCUGACGUGUUGGCCUGUACAGCCUCCAUCCUCAACCUCACCGCUAUCAGUGUGGACAGGUUCAUCGCUGUCACUCAGCCCAUCAAGUACGCCAAGCACAAGAAUUCCAAGCGAGUGUUCAUCAUGCUGGCGGUCACCUGGAUCAUCUCGGUUGCCAUAGCAGCGCCUAUCGCCCUGGGCGUCAACUACUCGGAGGACCGACGAGUGAGGGACUGCCGGUUCUUCAACUCUGACUUCAUCAUCUACUCCUCCAUGGGCUCCUUCUACAUCCCCUCCAUCAUCAUGAUCUUCCUCUACUGGAAGAUCUACCGCGUCAUAAGGCAGAGAGCGCGCAAAGCGAAGCAGGCGAAGCAUCUAAAAGACGUGGAUAAACGGGCGCUGCAGGGAGUGAUAGAAAACCCUACGGCGGCUGCUGCCCCUUCUGUUGCUGCUGCUGCUGCUGCUGCUGCUGGAGGUGGUGGUGGGGUAGGAGGAGGAGGCGGGGCGUCGAUGGGUGGGGUGUACGGAGGUCCGUCGGAGGCUACUGUGACCACUGGUCUAGCAAAGAUGGACAACGGUCGCGUGACUAGCUACAACACGACCACUUCUACCACCCACCCGGCCGCCUCGUUGCUGUCUGCCGGUCCACACGGUGUAGAUGAGUGCUCCGUGAUGACUAAUGCUCACUCACAGUCGGCUUCUGAUGACGAGGAUGACGACGAUACUGGUAGCGGCAGCGCAAAUAAUAACAGUGGAGGAGGGGGGAGUGGCAGUGGUGGGAGUAGUCGAGGGGUAGGAGGAGGAAGCGGAGGAGGAGGAGGAGGAGGAGGACUUAUGACGUCGGUCCGUGAUAACGGACGGUUGUCCAAACACGCGGAGAUGGCGGAACUCAUCGCAAACCCAGUGGCUGAGGAGAUCGAGAGAAGAGAAGAAGAAGAAAGAAGAGCGUGGGAGGAAGGAGGGAGGAAGGAGGAAGAACAAGCCAUGCUCCAAUUCGGAGGCAACAACGGAGGUUUUUCUGCCCCUGAACCUGCGGGGUCGGUCGGGGCCUCCACUUCCGGUAUCAUGGCGCACACAUGCGCGGCGCACGAAGCGGAAACGCCGUUCACGUCACUAGUGUGUAAGGGAGACACGAGCGAGAACUCCGACCAGUGCCAGGAAGGUUCGGGGAAGAAGAAAGGUAACAACGGAAACCCCAAACGAGGUCAUAAGGGGGUCACCAAAUUCAACUUUCACAGACGCACUAGCCGGAAGCGAAAGGAGAAGUCUUCGUCCAAGCGAGAGAAAAAGGCGACCAAGACGCUGGCCAUUGUGUUAGGGGUGUUCCUAGUGUGCUGGGUCCCCUUCUUCACCCUCAACAUCAUCAGCGCCAUCUGCAUCCGCUACGACCUGGACGACCUCCCGGCCUGCAACAUGAACCCCAUCUACUUCAGCCUCUUCGUCUGGCUGGGCUACAUCAACAGCUUCCUCAACCCCGUCAUCUACACCAUCUUCAACCCGGAGUUCAGGAAAGCCUUUCGGAAACUGCUCACAGAACCCUGUAGAUGAUGAUGAUAAAGAUGGUGGUGGUGGCGGUGCUGCAGAUGGUAGUGAUGAUGAUGAUGAUGAU